Messenger RNA from Aedes aegypti (yellow fever mosquito), 1791 nucleotides. Its product is annotated as protein nessun dorma-like. The transcript has 5 exons. Gene Ontology annotation, biological process: male meiosis cytokinesis; spermatogenesis. NCBI's taxonomy places the organism in Eukaryota, Metazoa, Arthropoda, Insecta, Diptera, Culicidae. The coding region runs from base 121 to 1749 and encodes 542 amino acids. The record is from RefSeq and is a predicted model, not a curated record.
CAGGUGCGUGUGGGUGGACAGGGUGGACGAAUCGCUUAUCGUCUAUCAAGUGUUUUGAAUUCAACGGUUUUGCUGACGGGGAUUCUCUUACGAUUCUAAACAGGAACUCCUAUUUCAAUCAUGGAAGUAUUCGAGUUCAAAAAAUCGCUCCUAGUGCGUCACCAGGAAGCAAGCCACGUCCUUGGUGUCCGGAACGACCCUAUACCGGCGUCCAUGGUUCGGAAAGAGUGGUCUCUGUUUCUCGAGAUCGCAAUGGAACCCACUGGAUGGCAAGCACUUUGGCGGAUCCCUCGGGCUGUGUGCCAGGAAUUGUCCACGAAGUUUCCCACCGUUGUAAUGGGCACAAUUGAAAAGGUACUUUUCGACGAACUGAAGGCUAUCCUAGUGGUGGAAGCUGUCGAAAACGAUGAUCUCCAUCUGCCGGAGAAGCAGCUCGUUUCGCUGAGCGAACUGUGGCCACUGAAACACCAGAAGGAUAAAUUUCUCAACGUCGAUCGAACUGCGGAUUGUAUCGAUCAGUUAAGGUUCUUCUAUCAGCACGUUUGGAGGCCCUGGGAUUACGACGAUGGCGAUGAUCGAGACUGGGCCGAGAAGUAUCUCGAUAGUAGAAUUAAAUUUUACUGUGAUCUCAAGAAUAGAACCAUGCCAAAGCGAUUGAAUAGCCAUGUGCUGACUUUGCUUGACGAAGCCAACCAACUGCAGAUGAAACGGGAAUUGCUUACACUUCACAUGGACGAUGAAGAUGAGAACGAUCUAACGGAAGAUUAUCCUACUGCCGAAUUGCUUAAAAUUCGUUUACGACUACAAACGAUCCGCAGUGAAAUUGAUACUUUGGAGUUCUUUGCUCCUGAAAUGCGAGAGGUUUACGAACAGGCUCGUUUUCCAAGGGAAACCUAUUACGAUGAGCAGUCUGAAAGCUCCUUGAAAAGUUCGGAUUCCUCAGUUUUCGUUGUAACUCGCACCGGAAGUCUGGAGGAACAGAUAGACUAUCUGGAGAAAGCUAAGCGAUUUAUCGGUACACAGAGGACAGUGCAGAUUUGUGAUUCCCUCCAGGAUGCUCUUGAUAGGAGCGAAUCAUCCUCCGAAAUUUAUGUCGCACAUGGUCGCCAUAAGAUUAAACUUUGUGGCGAUUUGAGCGCUGGAGGUUCAAUUCAAGCCGUUGGAAGCGAUAGGAGUCGAGCCGUAAUUCGUUCAAGACAAGAUGACAACGCUCUGUUAAUACUCACGGGAGAUUACUGCUUAGAGAACAUCACUUUGGAUUGUUCCAACGUUCAGUCGGGUAUUUUGAUAAAACGCGGAAAUAUCACGUUGAAAAAUUGUUGCAUCUCCGGUGAUCCGAAAGAUGUUGCCAGCAAUGGGAUACUCAUUUGUGGAAAUGCUUCAUUAGUGCUGGAGAAUUGCCAGGUGCAGAACUUCUCCACCGGAAUAAGCGCCAACGUCGACUGUUCUAGCAUUCAGCUAAAAAGCAAAACCAUCAUCCAGGACUGCUUCGAAGGAAUCAAACUAGUCGAAGGGUGUCGACUCGGCGUAAGUUCGUCAAACAUUGUCAACUGUACGAACUAUGGGGCGGUGCUGGAAGUGGAGGAGGACGAUGUCCAAAGGGAAGCGAUUAGGUGCUAUCGCGAUCAUCGGCUGCUUCCGGCCAAUCGAAAGGAGUUUGAUAUUGGUAGUGACUGUCUGUUUGAAAAUAAUGGCUGUGGUGAUAUUGCAAUCGUUAAUAUGUUGGAAGGAAUGGAACUCGGGCGAUAACAUUUUAGAUGAGCGGUUAAUAAUAAAAGUAUAAGAACAUGA